This is a messenger RNA of Parnassius apollo (apollo), 1014 nucleotides long. The record is from the annotation of a GenBank genome assembly. Lineage: Eukaryota; Metazoa; Arthropoda; Insecta; Lepidoptera; Papilionidae.
AUGGGUUCCGUGCAUGGAGAAGAGCUGCCCUAUUUAUUCGGGGCACCGCUAGUUGAAGGUCUCGGACACUUUCCAAAGGAUUAUACAAAAUCCGAAGUAGCACUUUCGGAGGCUUUCAUCUUUUACAUCGCGAAUUUCGCUACAAAUGGAUCUCGGCGCUCUAUAAAUCUUUUAGAUAAAAAUAGUGAGGUUUUGAUCAAGGAACUGAUUGCGGAAGAUUCCAGUGGAUCGGAAAUAGAUGACGUCGGAGAUGAUUUUAUCCCAGAAGUUAGCGAUCACGAGACAGAAACUGAUACCGAUUUAUCUGAUACUGAGGCCUCAACCCAGCAACCUCUUAUUCAAAUAGAAAAUAGUCGCAGUUCCUCGUCGGAAGACGAAAACUUACCGCUUUCCAGGCUCAGUUCUUUUAGAGGCAAAAACAGAUAUAAGAAUCCCAACGAAGUUCAGCUUCAAGAAUCUGUACUACCUAUAUCGAGAGAGCGCAAUAAAUUUAAGAGCAUACUUUGGGAUGAAUAUAAUAUUUUGCAUCAAAAAUAUUUAGAAAUAGGUAUGAAACCAGUCAUGAAAAACCACUACCGUACUCAUCAGCUUUCAGUAUGGCUACGGCUUAUACCUGAAAUUCAUAGGGCUGAGAUGAGGGACGUCGUAGCAAAAUACAACUUCUUUCGUAACCAUAACGACCCGGAAUUGUACGAUGGAUUAGUGCGACCAGAUCCUUUGAUGCGUCCCAGCUACUACGAUCCAACACUCGAACUUUAUCGCAAACCUUACAACGUAACCCUUGAUAUUCCAUCAACAAUAAUGGAAACUUAUGUUACGACUUGCAUAAGUGUUAUGUCUGCAAGACCGGGUUCUGCAGUCACACAAAAUCAAGCUCCAAAUAAUUCUCAAGAUGCGUCGAAUUUAGAAGCAGCAGGAUAUACCGCUUACUCUACUGCUUUAAGUAUUACCAUCGCAAUUGGGUGUUCUUUGUUAAUAUUAAAUGUCUUAAUUAUUGCUGGAGUUUAUUAUUAA